Messenger RNA from Salvelinus fontinalis (brook trout), 2037 nucleotides. Its product is annotated as transmembrane protein 160-like. The record is from RefSeq and is a predicted model, not a curated record. Lineage: Eukaryota; Metazoa; Chordata; Actinopteri; Salmoniformes; Salmonidae. The transcript has 4 exons. Bases 52 to 687 code for a protein of 211 amino acids.
UUGCAGUGUGAAAGUUCAUAGGGCAUGCAAAGGUCGUGUUUUUAGCGAGCAAUGGCUGCCUUGAGUUGGUUUACUUGCAGACAGCUGCCGCAGAUUGCAUCUCAGUUCGCCCGGGUUGUGAAACACGUCAGGCCGCAGUACCUCGGAGGACUGCCGGCGAGGAGAGUCCACGGGUCUUCGCGGAAAUGGGUGGUUGAGAAGGAGCAAUGGGGCAAGGCUCGGAUUCCUGAGUAUCAUCAGCUGACAGAACUCGAUAAGGCGGAUGCCUUGAUGCUGAGAAAGUCCCACGAAACCGGUUUCCUGUCUUGGUUCCGUAACGGACUCCUGGCCACCGGUAUCGGGGUCAUCGCUUUCGUCCAGAGUGACGUAGGACGAGAAGCAGGCUAUGCCUUCUUCAUCCUGGGUGGUGUGUGUGUAUCGUUCGGCGGGGCGUCCUACGUGGGCAGCCUGUUUUCCCUGAGGAAGAUGAUGCUUCUCUCCCUGCCUGCCGUGCUGCUGAAUGUUGCUGUGGUGAGCAGCAUCGCCCUCUUCUGGCUGUGUGCGGUAUCGCUCUACAUCGGACGCCUGGAGGUGGCGAUUAUACAUGAGGGUGACGAUGACGGAGGGGAGUGCCCAGACUGUCGCGACCGCUGCAACCACUCCCAUGGCGACAGGCACCACGGCAACGACAAAGGCCAAGACAAGUAGAGCGCUUGAGUGGCAAAGGUGACGAAGUGCGUGUUUGAUUCUUUGUGUGUGAGUGAGACGGAGAGGACUGAUGGGGAGUGUGUAUGACACCCAAAGACACGUGGGUACAAAGGGGAUCAGUGAAAGGCAUGAUUUGGUUCUGUCCUCUGUGAUAGUCGUUUGUGUGGGUGGGUGAUUGUCUUAAAUUGCUGUGAUAGGUAUCAGAUGGGGCGGCAGGUAGCCUAGUGGUUAGAGCGUUGGACUUGUAACCGAAAGGUUGCAAGAUCGAAUCCCCGAGCUGACAAGGUAAUCUGUCGUCCUGCCCCUGAACAAGGCAGUUGCUGUUCUGAGGCCGUCAUUGAAAAUAAGAAUUUGUUCUUAACUGACUUGCCUAGUUAAAUAAAGAUAAUAUCAGAUGGUAGAUAAAAACUAAAUGUAGUUUUAUUUUACACACACACACACACACAAUGUGAGAGUGCCUCAUUUGAGUUUAUUUACUCCUGAUCAUGUUUACUUUAUGAAUCAAAGAGCCCUGUACAAUUCCUAAGCCAUACUCUGAGCCAGCCCAUGCUGUGUUCACCUAAAUAUGCUUUUGAUUGAUGCUAUUUUUUUUAAAUAUCAGUUGAUUCUAUAUCCAUACAAAGGACUACUUGGAUUCUUUGUAGUAAUCCAUGCUGGUGACAUAGAAUGAGGAGAUGUAUGUAGCCUGUGUUGACGUGUUGAAUGGAUGAACUAGGCCUAAGUGAAUUGAACGAUAUAGGUCAUCAACAAUGGUCUAUCUUUCUGGAAUUCGAUGUCCCUGUAUGCGUGUAAGUCUGUGGGUUUUUCUUUUAAUGUGUUUGUCUGUUCUUACAGAUUUGAACAGAUUUAGUGUUUUUUUUACCCAUUUUGGCUUACAUUUUUCCAAAGGGUUUUGUGAUUCAUAUGGCAAAUAGCACUUUGCCAGUUUUAUUUUUGUCAUGAGUUGUAAUUACUUUAAUAAACAUGUUCAAUGCAAUCUUGAAUUCAAUAUUCGAUUUCUAUAGAGUAGUUGAACUGUAGAGUAACGAUAUUUCAUACUUUUAGUCAAUCGAGGGUUGAUAGUUUGGAGCUAAAACUUAAUCAAAAUACCAACCGUAAGAAACUAUACAAUUUGUAUAACCUGUAUGUUUUGUUAGCCUGAGCUACCAUCCUGACCUGACCGCUGCGCUACCGAACAUUAGCUUGCGAGACCUGGAUGGUGGAACGAGGCGAGUUAAGUCUCUGGAUUAGAGAUAAUUUGUAUUGCAGUGUAUUUGAUUUCUGCAUGGCCUUCAGUAAAACUUAUUGUACAGCAUUAGACUUUAUGUAUGCAUGUAUGAAUAUGUACAUAAACACAGUUACAAAAUCAAA